Molecule: messenger RNA, 1344 nt
Organism: Zasmidium cellare ATCC 36951
Lineage: Eukaryota; Fungi; Ascomycota; Dothideomycetes; Mycosphaerellales; Mycosphaerellaceae
Exons: 1
Coding region: 1-1344 (447 amino acids)
Biological process (GO): GPI anchor biosynthetic process
Cellular component (GO): Golgi membrane
Molecular function (GO): glycosyltransferase activity
Source: RefSeq, a predicted model, not a curated record
AUGCGGACUACCAACAACACUCCGGGAUUGACUGCGAAAAUAUGGUGCGGGAGGAGGUACCAGGCUUAUUGCUGCAUCGCCACCAAAUGUGGGCUCACUCCUUCUCGCUUCACUAGCUACUGGGUACUGUUUGCUUUCGUCGUCAUCUGUACCCUAUUCGCUCGCAGCAUUGCCUCCAGAGAUCCAGGUUCUUGGUUCUUCGACCCCGACGUGGCGUACGCUCCGAAGUAUAGUGCUGUUCGAAAGUGGCAAGCCGAGCGCUUCAUCGCCUCCGCAUCACAUGCCGCACCUCGAUCCAGUGGCACCCGUACUCCGCAGAUCUGUGUGGGGAUAGCAUCUGUUGCAAGGAGCGGCGCCCGCUAUCUUCGCACUACCGUGGGUUCCUUGCUGGCGGGCUUAGACGAACCAGAAAGAGAUGGAAUCAAGCUUGUUGUUCUUAUUGCUCAUACCGACGCAACGACACAUCCUGCGUACCAAGAGCCAUGGCUUUCCAAUCUGGCAGAUGAGGUCUUGCUCUACAACCUCUCACAGACAGAACGUCUGUACGUCGACUCGUUAGAGCGUGAUGAUGUGGAGCAUCGAACCAAGGGCCUCUACGACUAUACAUACCUGCUUAAAGCUUGUCAUGCCGCUGGUACGCCGUAUAUCGCUAUGAUCGAGGACGAUGUUAUCGCCAUGGACGGAUGGUAUCAUCGUACGAUCGAAGGCAUCAAACAAGCCGAAGCAAGAACAUUCGGAAACGGCUUUCUCUACCUGCGCAUGUUCUACACAGAAGAAUUCCUCGGCUGGAACAGCGCGUAUUGGACAUUCUAUACGUUUUGGUCGAUCUUGACUAUCGCUACCUCGGCUGGAUUGCUCUGCUGGGCUCGAUCAAGCUUUGCCGUGAUAAAAGGAAUCCUGACUCCACGACUCCUGCUGUUCAUCUGCGCUGCUCUAAUACCUUGGGCAAUAGUCUUGGUAUUUGCGGUUGGAAGAGUCACUGUCUUCCCUCUACCCGAAGGAGUCAACGAGAUGAACAACUUUGGAUGCUGCGCACAGGGUCUCGUUUAUCCUCGACACAAAGCCACUAAUCUGAUCGACUGGUAUACAUCGUCGCGAGUCGGCUUUGCGGACAUGCUCACGGAGCAAUAUGCCGACGAACAUGAGGAACAGCGAUGGGCAUUGACUCCGAGCGUGUUGCAGCACGUUGGAGGAAAGAGUUCCAAACCUAACGACUUUGGCCACGGCGCGAAGUAUUCGAUGUCGGUUGCUGGGACAAUCUGGAACUUUGCAUUUGAGCUAAACAAAGUGAAAGAACUGCUUGAGGAACAUAGACUGGCGGCGAUGAAUCCCGCCGUGCUAUAG